This is a messenger RNA of Paramecium octaurelia, 2440 nucleotides long. Lineage: Eukaryota; Ciliophora; Oligohymenophorea; Peniculida; Parameciidae. The record is from the annotation of a GenBank genome assembly.
AUGGCAAAGUUGGAAAAGGCUGCGAAUGAUCUCGAUUUUUACAAAAAUCGCGAUGAUACUCAUCCAUAGAACCUUAAUUAUGAGCCUCCUGUUGAGGAUUUCUACGGGCCAGUGGCAACAGAGUUGAGAUUCUGUACAGAUCUUAUUUGCAUAUUUAUUUGGAUUAUAUUUUUGGGGUUUUCUUUUGCUUAUGGUUUUUAUGGUAAAACUAGUUCCAAAACAUAUAAUAGCUUACCAAGAGUUUAAAAUAGAAAGACUCUAUCGGAGUUCCGAUUUUAGAACUGACUUAUGUGGAAUUAAAUAAUUAGAGAAUAAACCUUAUGCUUACUUCCUCGACCCAGAUAAUUUAUAUGAUAUUGCUAUUUGCGUAGAAAAAUGCCCCAAUACGAUAGACUAUGUAAAUUGAAAAUCUAAACUAGACUUAACAAAUUUGUUUAUAUGAUGUUGAUGGAUAAACUAUUUUGGAAGAUUAUUGCUAUGAUACUUACUAUACUGAUCCUUACUUAGUGUAUUGCAUGCCCAUGGAACUAGGAUAAAGAAGAGACGCAAUUGAAAAGAUUAUAAAUACUGAUAUGGAAAUUUUUAAAAGAAUAGCUGGCGAUUUUUGGAUAGUAUAAAUAUAUAUUAAAAUUAGAAUAUUGAAUUAAUCAUAGGAGCAUUUGCUGUUUAGAUAGUAGUAGGAAUCAUUUUCGUCAUUAUUUUGUUAGGGAAGAGUAUGAUUUGAAAAUAAAUUAGGAAUUGCUCAUAUGAUGCUGUGGGGUUUCGUAACUGGGUUUUGUGUUGCAAUGGUAUUCUUGUCUAAAUAUUUGGAUGAAGAAAGAUAGAAGGUAAUUCAAAGAGAUUGCCCUGCUGAUAUUAAAGAUCCUUAUUAAUGUGUGGCAACACAUCUCUAUUUAUUGGAAAUUACAAAGCAAGCUUUAUUAUACUUAAUUCCUGUCUAUGUAUUCUUCUUAAUUUACUGUUUCCAUCAAAUUUUAAGGAUGAUUCAGGUUAUGGAAAGAAUGCUCAAACCUUUAAGGUAAAUGCUGCAUGUCUUAUUAAUUCCAUUCUUUAUAUCAUUGUUACAGGCUGCAUUCGCAAUCCUAUUCAUUUUAGUUUUAAUAGGAGGUAUAAAUUCAGGGACACCAGAAACUGUCUCUGCUCCUACUGGUUUUUCCAGCACUUCAUAUAGGAAAUUAGUGUUUUAAGUGUGGUAAGAGAGAGGAUUCUAUGUUGUAUUAUUUUUUAUGCUUUGGACACUCUAAGCCUUGUAUUAUUAUGUUCGUUGUUAUAUUUCUUGCUGUUGUUCAGUGUGGUAUUUCAGUAGAGAUAAAAAUUAUUUAAAUGCUCCUAUGUUGAGACCUCUUUGGUACACUAUUAGAUAUCAUAUGGGAAGUUUUUUAAUGGGAGCAUUAUUGGUUCCUUUAUUCUGGAUUCCAAAUGCUUUGUUUUAUUAUUGGAAAACCAUGCUAUUGUCAAUGCCAAGGAAAAGCUUUUUAUUGCACAUUUUAUUGUUUUUCUCAAUCCCAGGUUUUUGGUUUUACGAAUAUGCAGGAAAAUAUAUCAGUCAUAGGAACUUUAUGCAUAUAGCCAUUUUUGGAGAAAGCUUUUGGAUGGCAGGGCAAAAGGCCUUUUAUCUCAGAGAAAGAAACUCUUCUAGAAUAGAAAUGAUUAAGAAAACUCUUGGGUUUGUAAGGCUAAUAGGAAUGCUAUUUAUUUCAUCAGUAGGAACUUACUUAGUUUACUAUUAAUUAUAUACCAAUUAAAUUAUUGAUAGAUUUGUUAUCGAUGUUAAAUAGGCUGUUCACUUCCCAAUAGUGCCAGCAAUAUAUGUAUUUUUAGUUGGUUUGUAUAUUUCUCAAAACUUUUCCUCUAUUAUUGAUAUUGUUGCUGAAAUAAUGAUAUUUGAUUUAAUAGCUGAGGAAGAAAUGUUUAUGGGAUAAUAGAGAUUUGCUGAUUAGGAUAUGCUUGAAUUCGCAAAUAAGUAUAGUAAAGAAAAGCAGAAAUCUGAUUUUGUUGUGACCAAUUAAGGAAGGAUAAAUCCAAUGAAUGAAGGAGAUGAUGCAAAUCAAGCUUUGGGCAAAUUUGAUUUGGGAAAUUUAAUGGAAUAAGACGAGGAGGAACCUGAGGAAUUAGAUCCAGAACCAGAACCACCAGUUGAAGAACCAAAAGAAAAAUCUGUAAAAAGUGAGCAUGAUGAUGACUUUGGAAAAGGAAAUGAGCUGGAUUUGGAUGAACUAGGAGACAUGAAUAAUAAAAAUAAUGAUGAUCAAUUUGAUGACGAAGUACUAUUUAAAUUUCAAUUUCAUAGCUUGCAGAAUUUAAUAAAUAAAGGGUACAAGAUGCUAACAAUAAAAGGAAAUUAGAAGAAGAUGUUAUUAAUUUAGAUCAAAACAAGUAAUAAGCAGAUGGGGCAAAAAAGACAGACAGAAGAAGAUUUUGAAUUAUAAUUAAAUAUUUU